Mycetomoellerius zeteki is the source of this 3100-nucleotide messenger RNA. RefSeq names its product high-affinity choline transporter 1. Gene Ontology annotation, biological process: choline transport; acetylcholine biosynthetic process; transmembrane transport. NCBI's taxonomy places the organism in Eukaryota, Metazoa, Arthropoda, Insecta, Hymenoptera, Formicidae. Gene Ontology annotation, molecular function: choline:sodium symporter activity. The record is from RefSeq and is a predicted model, not a curated record. Gene Ontology annotation, cellular component: plasma membrane.
UAACCGUGCGGGAUGCUGAAUUCGUAGAAGAGAUUCAGUCGUAUUGCCUGGGCUCUCUCUGUCGCACGGCUAACGCCCGGACGGAGUGUGCGAGGCUGCAUCCGCGUGCCGCAAGAGGAGCCGAUUUCCUCCCUCGGCGAGAGCUUUUCGUCGCGGCGAAAAGGAAAUCGAGGCACACACGGUGGGAUGGGUACGUCCGCGUGAAAGGGAUGCGCUACGUGAUUUUGCAGGGGUAGCCGGUGUUGCAGAGCUUACACAUCCGGAAGCGGACGAGAGUACGGUGCGAAGAGGAGAAUGGGAGUGUACGUGACAGGCGUAAUCGGCGUGAUCGUGUUCUACGUCGCGGUGCUGGCCGUUGGCGUAUGGGCCGCCGCGUUCAAGAGGAGGCAAGUCGCGCAGGGCCACUUCCAGGCUGACAUGAUGCUGGCAAACCGACGUCUCGGCCCGUUGCUCGGUGUCUUCACCCUUAUCGCGACAUGGGUUGGAGGAGCUUUCGUUAAUGGAACCGCCGAGGCCAUGUUUACGAGAGGUCUAGCUUGGUGUCAAGUACCCAUCGGAUACAGCCUUAGCCUGAUUUUCGGCGCCAUGCUUUUCGUACGUCCGAUGAGGAAGGCCGAGUAUGUGACGAUGCUGGAUCCUUUUCAAGAACGGUACGGCGCGGGCAUCGGAGGCUUGCUCUUCCUUCCGGCGCUGUGUGGUGAUCUAUUUUGGUGCGGCGCCGUCCUAAGAGCCCUAGGAAGCUCGCUCGCCGUCGUCGCAGGCGUUGAUCCGAACAUCAGUGUUUGUGCGUCCGCACUCUUAGCGGCCAUAUACACAGUCUUCGGCGGAUUGUAUUCCGUGGCGUGCACCGACGCCCUGCAACUGCUGUGCAUUCUGCUGGGUUUAGUGAUAGCCGCCCCAUUCUCCAUGGUACAUCCUGCGGUAUCAUUUGAGCAUCAUCUGACCCCGAGGGAUUGGCUGGGACAUGUGAAGAGUGAGGAUAUGGGCGAAUGGGUGGACGGUAUGCUGUUGUUGGUGUUCGGUGGUAUACCUUGGCAGGGUUAUUUUCAACGAAUCCUAAGUAUUAAGAGUACUUCUGUUGCAACGACUCUAUCAAUUGCCUCGAUGUUCGGUUGCUUGAUACUCGCAGUACCAUCAGCUUUAAUUGGCGUAGUUGCUCGUGCCACCGAUUGGUCCUCGGUACCAGGCUAUAAUAGAACGUUCAGUACGGAGGACGGAAACGCCGCGAUGCCGAUGGUCCUGCGAUAUCUCACGCCUCAAUGGGUAUCUUUUGUUGGUCUCGGUGCGAUCUCGGCGGCAGUAAUGUCCUCGGCAGACUCCAGUAUACUAGCUAGUAGCUCUAUGUUUACCAGGAAUGUUUACAAACUCACGAUACGACCAAAAGCGUCCGAACGUGAGCUAAAUUGGGUUUUAAGAAUUGCCGUAAUUGCGGUUUCCAUACUGUCUACUCUCGUCGCUCUCACGGUCAGCAGUGUCUACUACCUUUCGUACUUGUGUUCCGAUCUCGUCUACGUCGUUCUGUUCCCGCAACUAUUAGCCGUUAUCCAUUGGCCUACUAUGGUGGAUACUUACGGCUGUUUGGCAGGAUAUUUUAUCGCUAUCGUCCUGCGUCUUGGUGGUGGUGAAAGAGGACUUGGUAUACUCCCGUUGAUUGAAUAUCCGUUCUACGAUAAGAAGACGCGCACCCAGAAGUUUCCCUUUCGCACUGCCGUCAUGAUGAUAGCCCUCUUCACUCAACUCUUCACUAGUUUUCUCACCAGAACUCUGCUUGGCAAAGGAUACUUUCCACAAUGUUGCGACGUACUGAACAUAUACUCUCCCAAGAAGUCCAAGGAGCCGGGCGUCAUGCAGAGCAGCUCCGGCGCCACUCUCAUGGAUUCAUCCUCGAAAUCAACAUCGGGUAUAGAUUCCUGCGAUGGCGUCGGCACAUGCGUUUACGACGACGAAAGAACCUGCGGUCACGAGAACGCGGUCGAUCGCGGCGAUGAUGACGCGAUGACCAACAGCGAUCUUGCCGAGCUGUCGAAGGCAAAGAGCAUCGGGACGUCGGUUGUGCAACGAGCGAACCAGAAUCUGCAAAAUCUGCGUAGCGCGAUGCCGACGCCGGCGCGACACGUUUCCAUGGCGAGCCCGGUGUACACGCCGAUACAGAACGACGCAUGCAGAGAACAGAUUCUUGCAGUGAGGAAUCUGCGGAGUCCUCUUGGUCCCCAGGGCGGAGUACUCUCGCCAACCCGGUCGAUCGGUAUCCCGGCAACUCCGAUCACUCCGUGUGCCCCUUCUUACGCCAAAGUGGGCUGCGAGCUCGGACCCAGCAACGAGAAACCGCGGAACGACAGGAUGAGCAUCGUCGAGAGAAGCAACAUGGAGUAUAUGAGCGUGAAGGGCGUGAAGCUCGUCGGUAUGGAGGGUGGCACGUUACGGAGACCGUCGCUGCAGAGCACAUUCUCACCGACACCGUCGGUGGAACUAGUCAACAUUCUGGACAGAAGACAGAGCAGCAGCUCGUACGGACCAGGUUCUCUAUCCCCCGUGCCGUCGAUGGGGGUAGAGGCAUGCAAAACCCAUGGGACCGCGGCUGAAGGACAGAGUGGGCCCGAGCAUUGCAAGAUAAAGAGGGGCAUCGUGCGACAUCACAGCUUCAAUGACACGGGCGACCGAGUGGCGUUGACAACGCUCGCCAGACAGCCGAAUUAUCCAUCGAUGCCACUAAGGCCGGAUGAUUGCCGUAUGACAUUAGCAAGGAAGGACAAGCGCCUGGCUACAAUCGGCAGGCACUCGUCGAUGACGAACGAAACGGAGCUCAGCAACACGAACAGCCUGAUUGUCAGUCCCACCUUCAGCAUGUACAGUUCUGCCGCGAAAAGUUCUAAUUAUUUCGUCACCGAUGACGAAGCCGUCAGCAGAUUCUAAAACGGGAUUCCGUAACUAAUAGGAUCUCCAGAAUCGAAAACGAUACUUACGGACUUUAUGAAGUCGAAAUUGGCACGUCCAGCUGGUGCAAAAUAUCGUUCCGUAGUUUUUCCAUUCAUCAACUUAUAUAUCUUUUUUUUAGAUAGGAGGUAGAGAACAAAAUUAAAAGCAUGAGGUUUUGUAUAAA